Messenger RNA from Periconia digitata, 1021 nucleotides. The record is from the annotation of a GenBank genome assembly. NCBI's taxonomy places the organism in Eukaryota, Fungi, Ascomycota, Dothideomycetes, Pleosporales, Periconiaceae.
CACUGAUAAGACUGUUUGACAUGGAACUGGGCAGGUAGGUAACUGAGCGUUCAUAAGAAAUCGAACCCGCAUUACCAUCCUACCGGAGAAACCCGCAGGCCCUGCUAUCUUUUCGACUACAGCUGUCUCUCAUAAAUGGACUGCCAUUCAGGGUUAGCACUUAUGGUGUCUUUAAUGAGCGACAUCCGGAGUUCUCCUGACAUUAGCCUAUCAGUCAACUUUGUUCACCUGUGAUCUUCCGAUGGAUUGCCCAGGCGAAGAUAGCACUAGUGACUGACCCCUCCUUCACAGUGGUGGGGUGUAGAUAACUCGUGUGUCGUUGAUUAAUGCCACGAUGAGCCGAACGACGUUUUUAUAUAUAAGAGGAUGUGAAGAUACCUGGGCCUUUGCUUUGCCCUCCUCCUCAGUAUCGACCAACGAUAUUUCUGCUCCCCUCUACCCCAAUGCCACACGCAAUUCAGCGGCCUCGUACUCCGAAACUGCAAAUGUAGCGGCCUCAGCACCUGAAUACAUGAGCAUGUGCCACACAAGGGCCACCCUAUGUAAAGUGACCCCAGAGUUGGGAGACACGUUGGUAAGCCAGAAACGAGCGCCAAUGGUGAAGUUGGUCGAGGAUACCAGCGUACAUGAUACCUUGAUUGCAGCCUGUGAUAGAUGGCGGUACUCUGAAUUGGGUGUACAGGGCUACCACGAGUCAUGCACCGACAAUUGCUGGGACGCUCUCCUCUCUCUUUCAAACUCGGUGGAAGCAGCGGUCGCAGAUGUAUUGAAAGGUUUCCAGGCCAAUCUGGGUGGACGAGUCCCCGAUCCGUUCAAUCUCUUUAUGAACAUUCCCAUCACGCAGGAAGGAAGUGGUGCCAAAAGGGGGUUGAGUUUCGAUGGUCCGGUUACGAAGAAGGGGGACUAUGUUGUUUUGGAGGCAUUAAGAGACGUGGUGGUCGUAAUGAGUGCCUGUCCUCAAGAUGUGCUGACAAUCAACGGAAAGAAUCCAGUUGAUGCACAUUUUGAGGUUUCAGGUUAG